Messenger RNA from Alternaria ethzedia, 843 nucleotides. RefSeq lists its product as uncharacterized. The transcript is spliced from 2 exons. Lineage: Eukaryota; Fungi; Ascomycota; Dothideomycetes; Pleosporales; Pleosporaceae. Gene Ontology annotation, cellular component: nucleolus. Gene Ontology annotation, molecular function: rRNA (guanine) methyltransferase activity. The coding region runs from base 1 to 843 and encodes 280 amino acids. The record is from RefSeq and is a predicted model, not a curated record. Gene Ontology annotation, biological process: rRNA (guanine-N7)-methylation.
AUGUCGCGCCCAGAAGACAUCCUACCGCCCGACCUCUUCUACAAUGACUCCGAAUCGCGCAAAUACACCACCUCCUCUCGUAUCCAAAAGAUCCAAUCCACAAUGACGCACCGCGCCCUCUCCCUCCUCGCGCUCACCUCGCCAUCCAUGAUCCUCGACGUCGGCUGCGGCUCCGGUCUCAGCGGCGAGAUCCUGUCGCAUUCCGCUGAACAAGGCACACCCGGCGGCCCACACGUAUGGAUCGGUUUCGACAUCAGCGCAUCCAUGCUGGGCGUUGCGCUGGAGAAAGAGGUAGAAGGAGAUUUACUGCUGGCGGAUGCGGGGCAGGGCGUACCGUUUCGGCCGGGAACUUUCGAUGCUGCGAUUAGCAUUAGUGCGGUUCAAUGGCUGUGCAAUGCUGAGACGAGCGAGGAGAGUCCUGCGGGCAGGUUAUCGAGGUUCUUCAACCAGCUUUAUGCGAGUCUGAAGAGGGGAGGGAGGGCUGUUUGCCAGUUCUAUCCUAAGAACGAUGCGCAGAAGAAGAUGGUGGCGCAGGCGGCGAUCAAGUCUGGUUUCGGUGCGGGUCUGUUGGAGGACGAUAUGGGGACGAAGAGCGCGAAGACGUAUCUUGUUCUGACUGUGGGUGGUGGCGCGCUGGAUGGCGACAUUACGGGCGUUGUGAGGGGUAUGGACGGCGUUGACGUCGAGGAUGCACGGAGAAAGGCCAAGGGCAUGAAGAGGGGCGAGGAACGCAAGGGCAGCAAGGCGUACAUCAUGAAGAAGAAGGAGCAGAUGGAGAGACAAGGAAAGGUCGUCAAGGCCUCGUCCAAGUACACUGGCAGGAAGAGGAGGAUCCAAUUCUAG